Molecule: messenger RNA, 1545 nt
Organism: Trichoplax adhaerens
Lineage: Eukaryota; Metazoa; Placozoa; Uniplacotomia; Trichoplacea; Trichoplacidae
Exons: 1
Cellular component (GO): membrane
Molecular function (GO): transmembrane transporter activity
Source: RefSeq, a predicted model, not a curated record
UUUGCCUACGUUAUUAACAUUGAUUUAUUAGUAAGUAAAAUUUAUUACUUUUUCUUCUGGGGAGCUAUUGGUUGUGUAUUGCCAUUUUUAGGCAUCUACUAUAAACAACUUGGGCUAUCGCCACUGCAAUGCGGCUUAUUAAUAGGAAUUAGACCUUUUAUCGACACUUUUGGUGCGCUAAUUUGGUCACGUCUUGCACAUAAAAAACCAAUUAAUCAGAUUGCUCUGGUGGUCUCUAUCUUAGCAUGGGCUGCUGUCACAUUUUCAAUAUCGUUUAUUCUUCCAAUGAGCAAUUCUUGUACUACAACAGACGAAUUGCAACCCAAAUCCAACCUUACAACUGUAAGCGUUAACACAAUUACUUUUUCUUCAGUUGGAACAAAUGUCAUGGAAAAUUAUCGUAAUUCUACAAUUCUCCUAAAUCAAACCAAUGAUCAGUCUAUUCCUACACUGGAUGAUAAAUUAGUCAGCGGCAAUAAUGACCAUUAUCCCAUUAUUGAAUCAACAUCAUCAUCGAGUAAUCAUGCUAAUCCAGAUCAACAUUCCAGCAAUGUUCAUAGAAGGGAAGAAAAAGAUAAACCCCAAAUUAGCUUAAUAUCGUUUGGCUAUUGGCCACAACCAAAACUAUUUCUCUCUUUAAUGUUAAUAUGUUGUAUAGGUCAAAUUCUUGCUUCUCCAGCACAAACACUAUCUGAUAUCGCAACAUUAGCUUACCUUGGUCAGUCAGUCGACAAAUUUGGAUUGCAGCGGUUAUGGGGAAAUCUAGGUUGGAGUUUAUCCACAUUAUUAAUUAGUGUUUUAUUAGAAGACAACUUUUACUUAUUACCGUGGUGUAAUCCAUCUACAUUAGGGCGAAAUUAUCAACUUUGCUUUUACUCAUUCUUGAUUAUGAUGAUUUUAGCCGCUAUUACUGCUAGCCAAUUUAAAUUUAAAUUAAACAAUGCAUCAGUAGAUACCUAUGCUUUACAUUUAGUCGAUGAAAAUAUGGCAUUUCUAUAUGAGCAUCAAGCUAGACCUUCAGGAUUAUUCCAGUUCUUAACCACUGUGAGGAUAAUAUCGUUUUUCAUCAUCUUAUGGUUCCUUGGUUGUUGCUAUGGGGUGCUAUUUACCUUCCUAUAUUGGUAUUUAGAAGACUAUGGUGGUACACCGUUAUUAUUCGGCAUUGCAACAUUAGUAAACCAAAAUUCUGAAUUAAUAGGUUAUUUUCUAUCUGAUCGACUAAUUUGUACUAUGGGCCCAAUUCGUCUAAUCUAUAUUGCAUUAAUAGCUAAUGCUGCUCGCUUUAUUUACAUCUCAUUUGUAAAGCAAGCAUGGUUAAUACUGCCAGUUGAAAUAUUGCAAGGUUUAACACAUGCCCUCGUUUGGUCUGCUAGCAUAUCAUAUGUCUAUAACUUAAUCCCUCAGCACCAAUUUCCAAAAGCAAUUGGCAUAUUGCAAAGCAUAUAUCAUGGCUUCGGUAUGGCAAGUGGUGCAUUUCUAGCUGGUCUGCUAAUCCAUUACUAUGAUACAGCUCUAGUAUUUCGUGUCUAUGGGAUAAUUUCGAUU